CUGUGCUAAUAUUAGUGACAGACUUCUUCGACAUAAAGAAAUAUCUAUGGUGUGAUUCACACAUUGAUGUCCCGCUUUGUCUUGAAUGUAUCCACAGCAAAAUGAAUUACAAUAUCAUCAAAUUCAAAGAGGCAGAAGAAAUAAUGGAAACACAAGAAUAUUCGCAAUUUGUCAAGAUAAAUGAGUGCAAGCGUAUCAUUUUCCACCCUCGGUUUCUUGGAAAUACCAGAAAAGGAAUCGAGGAGGCUUUGAAAUCAGAAAGAAAUUUGGUGUCAGAUAAGUUUGGUGGUGCUUUGAUUGCAUAUAACAAUAUUAAAAUACAACAAGCUAUGGGACUUAUUGUUGAUCCCUACAUCCACUUUGACAUUGUUGCUGAUUUUAUUGUAUUCAAGCCAGAAGUAGGGGCUUCAUUGAAGGGUGUUGUACACAGAGUAUUCAAAAAUCAUGUCAGCCUUUUGGUGUAUGGUAUCUUUAAUGUAUCAAUCAAGAAAUCCGAGUCAAAUGCAGAGCAACUGAGAGAGGGAAAUGAAGUGGACUUCAAAGUGGAAAGAAUUUAUGUCAACAACAGAAUUCUAUCCAUGCAUGGAGUUUUAUGGAGCGAAGAAGUUACAAAAAAGACAAAAAUGACCAAGAAAAAAUCUCAGAGGAAAACAUUCCCAGAUGAAGAUGAAUCAGUGCCUGCAGAGGAGAGCCUGGACAGGAAAGAUAAGGCAGCAGAUAGACUCGGAGAAUUGGAUGGAGAGGAUGUGGAAAUGAUUGCGGAGGAUUCACUUCCUGUAACACACAAGAAAUCGGAGAAGAAGAAAAAGAAGAAAUCGAAGGAAAAAGUUUGACAGAAAAGUUCGUCAGAUGAUUCACGCGUGUCAAUAGAGACUGCAAAAUUACCAACCAAGGUCUGCCAACUGUUUCAAGUGUAGUCAAGAGUACAAGCAAUAAAGGACAAAACAGUGUCACUGAGAUGAUUUCUGUGAAUAUUUGACAAAGCACUGUUUUCAUCCUAUGAAGUAUUCUUGUACAAAAAAAAAAUACCCACAUACAUGUUUUUUAAUUUGUAAACAAUAUGUGGCCUAGG
Molecule: messenger RNA, 1072 nt
Organism: Saccostrea echinata
Lineage: Eukaryota; Metazoa; Mollusca; Bivalvia; Ostreida; Ostreidae
Product: DNA-directed RNA polymerase I subunit RPA43-like
Exons: 5
Coding region: 102-833 (243 amino acids)
Biological process (GO): DNA-templated transcription initiation
Cellular component (GO): RNA polymerase I complex
Source: RefSeq, a predicted model, not a curated record